CCAUAUAGCAUAUUAUAACCCCACCAAAUACACCAACCUCCGUUUAAGCCACCUGUACAUAUAUCUUCAUCUUCAUCUUCAUCUCUUCAUCUAUUUAUCCCUUCAUCUCUUCAUCUCUCAUCUCUUCUCCACCCAUCUCUUCUCCACCCAUCUCAUCUCAUCCCAUCCCACCCCAUUCCAUUCCAUUCCGCACUGCCAUCGCCUUGCUCCACUUAUGUGAUCCACUUAUGCCAGAAGUGAACCUCCUCCUCCAAACCAACCAUGUCGCAAACAGCUCUCCCAGAACUGAGCUACACGCCCGGCGAGCUGACGGAGCCGCAGUUCCGGCUGCCCUCGCACCAGGAGCUGCUCGACCAGAAGCGCCUCGCCACGGACAGCCUGCCACUUGGUCGCCUCAGCUUGGACACCAGGGACACGCAGCCCAUCAAGUACCGGGAGCAGCUGACUUCGGCGGCGGGUCGCCAGUUUCCCGCCCUGGCAGCGGCACAAAAUCGCUAUACGGAUCAUCUGGAGCGUGGCAGUGAGCUGAGCUUCGCCUGCCUGGAGCCCGGCAAGGAUCUAAUCUCAUUGCCAACGGUGGGCAUACGAAACUUUGACCCACAACCCACUAUCGCGACCGCCAACGAUCCGGAUUUGAUCAGGAAGAUGCCGCUGCACUCGAUCACGGAGAAGCCGAACGAGCGGUGUCCCUCGCCGGUGGUGCCGGCGUAUGCCAACUUCGAGCUGGCCAAGCGGAUGCACCAGGACAAUCUGGACCACCAGCCGCUGCCCGACUGUGUGGCCGACUUGGCGUUCCGGCGCGCGCAGAUUGCCGGCGGACAUGCAGGCCUGGCACUGGAAAUCGAUCCCAUUGCCACGGGCGUCGGCGUGAAGACGCACAAUGCGGGUCCGACGCACUGCACCAAGAUGAAGGUGUUCCGUCCGAAGACCGGCGGCGGCAUUGUGCCCCGUGCUUUGGGCAAUGGCGAUGCCUAUCGCGGCGUUGGCUCGGCGCCGGCCAAAAAGAUGGGCCCCAUGGAUUUGGCCAUUUGCUGGGACUUCAAGCCGGCGAAUCCGGCGGACGAGCCACGCCUGGCCAGGCACAUAGAUGGCACCAAUGACUCAGCCGGACCGGCCGUCUUCACCUGCGUGAAAACGCCGCGCGAGGAGCAGCCAUCGGACUUGGGCCGUUCGGCUGGCGUCUUCACCAGCACCCUGGGCGAGGCGGACUUCUUCGACAAGGACAUCCUGCGGAAGCGUACGGAUUUCGGUGGCACGCGCUUGGAUCGCGAGGAUCCGUGCGCCUGCGACUACUCACCACCGGCCAGGCAACGGGCACGCAGCGUCUCCCGCGAUUCCAGCGCCUCGCAUUGCAGGCGAGGAUCGGCCAUCGGCGCGUCCACUGGCGGCGUGAGUUUCGGCAACCUGGCGGAGCUACCAGGACGCGGCAUGCCCGAUCGUCUGGCCAAGCAGUACCAGUCGUCGCCCCUGCUGGGCGACAAGGCGUACCAGGCGCUGCGGGAGAAGUACCUGGGACCGGACUCUGGACAGGAUUGCACUGCGCCCAAUUGCCGGCCCACGGGUGGUCCACCCUGCAAGCGGGACGUUCUUCUGCGGCGUCCGGCGCGCCGUCUCUGCCACAAGGUGGCGCCCGCACCCAGAUGCUGUGCCCCCUCCUUCGGCGGCCACGCACAUGGACAUGGUCAUUGCUUGACCAGCGGCGGCAAGGCGGCCUUCCGCGCCGGAGUGCCCAAGCACAAUGCCUCCGGCGAUUUCGUGGGCAUCGAGCCGGGCUGUGGAGGCGGCAGUGGUGGUAGAGUAUUAGUAGUGCCACGCCCACGGCAGCCGUAUGCGAAAAAGAACUACGACAUCGAGACGCUGGUGCCGCCCUUCCAAAGCCAAGCGGGCGGCGCGGGUCAGGGCGGCUAUCCGGAGCACUGGCGACUGGCCAGCGUCUAUCAGCACGCCUACAAGCCCAUCGACCAGCGAAGGCGACCCCUUCUCCAAACGGUCUACAAGUAGGUGCGCUAAGCUCCAGUCCGUGAUCAUGAAUGGUUUCCCAAUGGAUUGCAUUACUUGAGCAAAGUAGAAAUAUUAACUCAUCAUCUUGCAUGUCUCAAAAAUAAAUAUGUUUGGCACACGGGAAAUCGGUCCAAGAAUAAGCUAAGUUAACCAUACUCAAGAAAUUCAAUUAAUUUCAUUAUUUAUGGCAGACCAAUCUCGACUUCUCUGGAUUCCACCUUGCGUUUGUUAAAACUUUUUAAGUAGAAAAACACAACAAGUUUAUGUUGAAAACAAAUGUUAUAUAUUAGAAAGCAUAUAUAUAUAUAUAAAGAGAAAUGGGCAAACAUACAUAUAUGAAUAAACGUGCAAACAUCAAGUACUUUAAACUAUAAA
This is a messenger RNA of Drosophila yakuba, 2376 nucleotides long. RefSeq lists its product as uncharacterized. The record is from RefSeq and is a predicted model, not a curated record. Bases 262 to 2001 code for a protein of 579 amino acids. Lineage: Eukaryota; Metazoa; Arthropoda; Insecta; Diptera; Drosophilidae. The transcript has a single exon.